This is a messenger RNA of Callorhinchus milii (elephant shark), 1718 nucleotides long. RefSeq names its product parathyroid hormone/parathyroid hormone-related peptide receptor. Bases 35 to 1690 code for a protein of 551 amino acids. Gene Ontology annotation, cellular component: plasma membrane; extracellular region. Gene Ontology annotation, biological process: adenylate cyclase-modulating G protein-coupled receptor signaling pathway; cell surface receptor signaling pathway. Lineage: Eukaryota; Metazoa; Chordata; Chondrichthyes; Chimaeriformes; Callorhinchidae. Gene Ontology annotation, molecular function: parathyroid hormone receptor activity; G protein-coupled peptide receptor activity; peptide hormone binding. The transcript is spliced from 13 exons. The record is from RefSeq and is a predicted model, not a curated record.
UGCUGCUGUGACUGCAAAAGCAGUGGUUGGUUACAUGUUGGUGGAAGGAGUACCAUCAGAUCCACUUGAGGGACCCAGAGGGAUGGAGCAAUCCGCUUUGCUGAGCAGUCUCCUGGGUCUGUGUUGGUGUCUGCACUCAGUCUCAGCCCUGGUCGACGCAGACGAUGUCAUAACAAAGGAGGAGCAAAUCUAUCUACUGUUCGAAGCCAAACAGACGUGCGAGAGGUCUCUCAGAGCGAGGGCCGAGGGGAGCCGAGAUGGUAUUUGCUCGCCCGAGUGGGAUGGCAUUGUGUGCUGGCCAGCUGGCACCCCCAACGACAUCAUCUCAGUCCCAUGCCCUGAGUACAUUUAUGACUUCAACCACAAAGGACAGGCGUAUCGCAAGUGCGACACACACGGGAACUGGGAGCUGGUCGUUGCCUUGAACCGAACGUGGGCCAAUUACACAGAGUGCACUAAGUUCCUGAUGCCCGAUUACCAGCACCAGAAGGAAGUGUUUGAUCGCUUGCACCUGAUGUACACCGUGGGUUACUCCGUGUCCCUGGUCUCCCUCCUCGUUGCCGUCUUCAUACUCAACUACUUCAAGCGGCUCCACUGCACCAGAAACUUCAUCCACACCCACCUGUUCGCAUCCUUCAUCUGCCGCGCAGUCAGCAUCUUUGUCAAAGACGCGGUGGUCUACUCCGAGUCCUCGGUGGAUGAGAUCGACAGGUUCCGAGUGGAAGAUUUAAAGGGUGACCUGGAGCCCGGAGUCAGGCCCCAGUUUGUUGGCUGUAAGGUAUCUGUGACUGUUUUCCUGUACUUUCUUGCAACCAAUCACUACUGGAUCCUGGUGGAGGGCCUGUAUCUGCACAGCCUGAUAUUCAUGGCUUUCUUAUCGGAUAAGAACUAUCUCUGGGCACUAACUCUGAUAGGCUGGGGAGUGCCAGCUGUUUUCGUGGCUGUGUGGACCAGUGUCAGAGCAUCGCUGGCAGACACUCAGUGUUGGAACCUCAGUGCUGGGAACUUAAAGUGGAUUUACCAGGUGCCUAUCUUGGUUGCUAUUCUGGUGAAUUUCUUUCUCUUCCUAAAUAUUGUCAGGGUUUUGGCAUCUAAACUUUGGGAGACAAAUGCUGGGAAGCUGGAUCCUCGACAGCAAUACCGAAAGCUGCUGAAGUCUACCCUUGUGCUCAUGCCUCUUUUCGGUGUCCAUUAUGUGGUCUUCAUGGCAAUGCCCUACACAGAUGUCUCUGGGAUUCUUUGGCAAAUCCAAAUGCAUUACGAGAUGCUCUUCAAUUCCUCUCAGGGCUUUUUUGUCGCUUUCAUCUACUGUUUCUGCAACGGAGAGGUUCAAGCAGAGAUAAAGAAAGCUUGGCUGCGGCGCAACUUAACUCUGAAUUUUAGGCAGAAAGCACGUGCGGGCAGCAGCUGCUAUUAUGGAGGGGUGACCUCUCACGCCACUAACAGCGUCAGCACUACAAUGGGCACCAAGGCUGUGCCCGCCCUGCACUUCAGUGCCAAGCAUAGAGUGCUGCCUGUGCACUCCAUCAGCCACCUGCCUGGUUAUGUACCCAGCACGUCCCAGUCAGACAACUCCCUGCCCUCACCUAUCCUGAAGAGCAACACAAGAAUACACGAGGAGCAUUCCCCAAAUAAGGACCAGGAGAUUCCGAGGACUCCUCCCAACGUCGAGGGGGAAACUAUUAUGUAAAGAAAAAAUUGUAUUAAGUCAUGUGUCU